This is a messenger RNA of Camponotus floridanus (Florida carpenter ant), 847 nucleotides long. RefSeq names its product immunoglobulin domain-containing protein oig-4. Bases 284 to 778 code for a protein of 164 amino acids. Lineage: Eukaryota; Metazoa; Arthropoda; Insecta; Hymenoptera; Formicidae. The transcript is spliced from 4 exons. The record is from RefSeq and is a predicted model, not a curated record.
GUGGCGAACAUCGUGUUGUUUUCGCGGAGGUCAUUGCUUAAGUGUUUUGUAAGGUGAUCGUGGUAAUUUUGUGGUAGCCGCGAUUGGCCGAUGAACAUACUUGGCAAUGGGUUAUGCAUAAUUAUCCAAUUGAGAGUCAUAACUCUUGUCACACUAGCGUGUGACUGCGUGUGUCCGGCGUGCGUCGUGUGGUCCAUUCGUAUUUUAGGGUCUAGCGGAUCCGAUCUCCGUCGUACAUUCUGCGUGUCAGGGAUCAGCCGAGUCCUUCAGAACCUCCGAACAAAUGACGAGAUGCCGGCUGCUAUAUCUGUUCCUAUUAACGGCCCUAAUGAUGAGCACCGAAGCGCAGAAGGGCGGCGGAGGCAGAGGAGGGAGAGGUCGCAGCCGAGGAAGAACAUGGGGCUCGCGGAUGCCCAUCUUGAUACCUAAUCGAAAUCCCGCCAGCGCCAAUUAUUACGAGAAUAAAGAUGGUGCCAAGAUCGUGAAAUCAUCGCACUUUGAGUUGGAUUACAUGCUGGGCAGGAAGAUCACGUUCUUCUGCAUGGCCACCGGUUUCCCUAGGCCGGAAAUCACCUGGCUGAAGGACGGGAUCGAGCUGUACCAUCACAAAUUCUUUCAGGUGCACGAAUGGCCCGUCGGUAAUGACACGAUUAAAUCGAAAAUGGAGAUUGAUCCUGCGACGCAGAAGGAUGCGGGAUACUACGAGUGCCAAGCGGAUAAUCAAUAUGCCGUCGAUCGUCGGGGCUUCAGAACGGACUAUGUCAUGAUCUCGUAUUAAACGCGUUCUCUAGUCGUAGCUCCGCGAUCGCUUAGUUUAUUAGAAUCAGAUUAUUAAUAUUAUUAAAAU